AAAAGGGACAUGGGGACAUGGCUGGGGACAAAAGGGACAUGGGGACAUGGGGACAUGGCUGGGGACACGGGGACAUGGGGACAUGGGGACAUGGCUAGGGACAAAAGGGACAUGGGGGACAUGGGGACAUGGCCAUGGCUGGGGACACAGGGACAUUGGGGACAUCAGGGAUGUGGGGACAUGGCUGGAGACACAGGGGACAGCAGGGACAGCAGGGACAGCAGGGACAUGGAACAUGGUCUGUGGGGGACACUUGGGGACAUGAGGGACACGGGACAUGGCCAUGGCUGGGGGACACGGGGUUGCUCCUGCUCUCAGCCACACAUGCCACAAGUGACAGGGGACUCAGCCACAAGUGUCACCAGUGUCCCCAGCCUCAAUCCCUGGUGUCACAAGUGUCCCCAGCCUCAGCCACUGGUGCCAGGUCCAGCCCUGGCUCUGCCACCUGUGUCACAAAUGUCCCCAGACUCAGCCACUCGUGUCAUGAGUGUCCCCGAGCUGUCCCGGCCUCAGCCACAGGUGUCACCGAUGUCCCCAUGCUCAGUCUCCAGUGCCAGCCCCAGCCUCAGCCUCAGUCCCUGGUGUCACAAAUGUCCCCAGAGUCAUCUACUGGUGUCACAAGUGUCCCCAAGCUCAGCUGCUCAAGUCACAACUGUCCCCAGCCUCAGUCCUUGGUGUCACAAGUGUCCUCAACCUCAGCCACCAGUGUCACCUGUGUCUCCAGCCUCAUCAUCCACUGGUGUCACAGAUGUCCCCAGCCUCAUCCAUUGCUAUGGCCAAUGUCCCCAGCCUCAGUCCUUGGUGUCACAACCGUGCCCAGCCUCCUCCAUUGCUGUGACCAAUGUCCCCAGCCUCAGCCAGCGGUGUCACAGCUGUCCCCAGCCUCCUCCAUUGCUGUCACCGGUGUCCCCAGCCUCAGUGCUUGGUGUCACAACUGUCCCCAGCCUCCUCCAUUGCUGUCACCGGUGUCCCCAGCCCUGUCCCCGCUGUCGCGGCUCAGCCCCGGUGCCAGCCCAGCCCCCGGCCGUGACUCAUGUGACGCUCACGGGAUGUGACAGCGACCGAGCGGGGACCGAGCGGGGACCGAGGCGGCUGCUCCGGGUCCCCAACAGCGCGGGGGGGCUCGCACGGACCCCCCCCCAACCGGACACUGUCACCCCCCUUUGCAC
Melospiza georgiana is the source of this 1169-nucleotide messenger RNA. RefSeq lists its product as uncharacterized. The transcript has 3 exons. The coding region runs from base 129 to 1055 and encodes 308 amino acids. The record is from RefSeq and is a predicted model, not a curated record. Lineage: Eukaryota; Metazoa; Chordata; Aves; Passeriformes; Passerellidae.